Molecule: messenger RNA, 2588 nt
Organism: Fomitiporia mediterranea MF3/22
Lineage: Eukaryota; Fungi; Basidiomycota; Agaricomycetes; Hymenochaetales; Hymenochaetaceae
Product: cysteine proteinase
Exons: 6
Coding region: 109-2436 (775 amino acids)
Cellular component (GO): cytosol; nucleus
Molecular function (GO): cysteine-type deubiquitinase activity; cysteine-type endopeptidase activity
Source: RefSeq, a predicted model, not a curated record
AGCAACUCAGGAAAGGACGUACCUCCUUCCGCCAACUCCACUCAAAAUCACCCUACUACUGUGGUGGACCACUCUGCUCUUCGGCCUGUGCACAACCAUACAUCGAAAAUGGCCACGCUCGUCGCGACUUCGCCUCAGCCGCUCAUUAUGAACGGCAUGUUCAAGUCAGGCCACAAACCACAAUCGCCCACGUACUCUACACCCGCUGGUCCGACCUCUGCGCCCGUAGACGAGCCCAUGUCGCCCGUGGCUUCCCCAACUUUGAAACCCACCUCAAAGGCGAUGGCAUCUACGCAUGUGACUUCAGAAACUGGGCGAUAUGACGCGUUGGUGACGCCUCUGUUCCGGGGAGACGCGACUGCUCCACGACAACCCGCGAAAGAUCUCGCUGCUUUUAAUAGUCUACUCCCUCCUCCUGUUGAAUUCGUUGAAGGAUCGUCUUCGGGCACGUAUGCUGCGAGCUUGGAGGGCCGGUAUGAACCUAUUAAUGCGUCGCCGAAGGCUGCACCGAAAGCACUGAAUGAGUCGCAGACAGCAGCAAAAUCAACGCCCACGAAAAAAUAUCAGUCCGAACUGAAGGUCCAACAAUCACUUUACACACGUUCUAUAGACCUGUCGUGGCCAGCGGGUAUUGUUCAUGGCUCGGGCCUGUUCAACCAGGGUAACACCUGCUUUUUGAACAGUGCAUUACAAUGUCUACUCCAUACUCCGCCUCUACUUCGAAUCUUAAUGGCCCAUACAAAAGCUGAAUGCAGAGUAAAAUCUGGAUUCUGCAUGAGCUGUGCUAUGCAGGAGGUAUCAAGCGACAGCUUCAAGAAGGGCAGAGCAUUCACACCACUACCGAUUACGCGUAAUUUAAAUUCUAUUGCGAAGCACUUAAGAAAGGGACGACAAGAAGAUGCACAUGAAUUCCUUCGAUACGCGAUAGACUCGUUACAAAAAUCGUGUCUCGCUGGUUACCCACCGAAAAUAGAUCACAAACUGGCAGAGACAACUUGGGUGCACAAGAUCUUUGGCGGCCAGUUACGAUCACGAGUAACUUGCCAGCAGUGCGGCUAUAAUAGCGAUACGUUUGACAGCAUAUUGGACUUAAGUAUAGACAUAUACAACAUAAGCGGACUAAAGGAAGCUUUGAAGAAGUUCACGGCUAAGGAUUAUCUCAAAGGAGCAGACAAAUACAAGUGCGAGAAAUGCAAGCGACCCGUGAACGCAGAGAAGCAGUUUACGAUUCACGAGGCUCCGGCGGUGCUCACGGUACACCUAAAACGUUUCACUCCAAUGGGACGAAAGCUACAGCAUCCCAUACGAUAUGACGAGGUUCUGAGCCUCCAACCAGCAAUGAGCGAAGGGCAACACGGGCCGACAUACAAGUUAUACGGCGUCAUUUCGCACAUGGGUGGCGGGCCGAAUUCAGGUCAUUACUUCGCACAUGUCCGUGGUGGAGACGGACAGUGGUACGAGAUGAACGAUGAUUCGGUCGAGAGGGUUCACAAACCUGAACCUCUUAAUAUGAAGAAUGCGUAUAUGCUCUUCUAUAUCCGCCAGAAGGGCGAGGCGCUCGCUGCUGCUGUGCAUGGAGGCGGAUUUGUGAACGGCAUUUCUCUUUCCAAGAAACGCAAGGAGCUGAGCGAUGAGGCAGAUAAGAUGGACGAGGACGAAAAGGAGAAAACGGGAUCUCGGUCGUUCAUUGGUCCCAUCAUCCCUCCACACCUCGUUUCCCGUAAGAGUAAUCCACAUUCGGAGACACUACAAAGGAAGAUCGAGGCUCUGGAGAGAGAGAAGGAGAAGAGGGUGGAGGUGCAACGUGCUGAAUCGCGGCCGCUCAAGCCUCUUGUAGAUUAUGAGGAUGAAGAAGACGACGAAAGAGGCGAGCCUGUCGAGAGGCUCAAUAGCGACAUGACUCGAAACAAUAACAUAAAUGAAAGAGCGCCACCACGCGCCAGCACCUCCCCUGUCAUGGCAUCUUCAUCUCCAACAUCGGCACGAAGUCCCGUGUUACGGAAGGAUCUCAAUGGCGAUCUACGAAGUAUUGCUAGUAGUGAUCGGAUCGAGGGCGGUGCUUCGUCUCCCAGUCGUCCACCGCCUACGUCACCUUUACCAACAACAUCACCUGCUACUGAGACGAUACCUGCUUCAAGCUUCUACGGGGGCUCGGGUUCUGCUGCGAAACGUAAAUCUCCUGAUGACCAUGAUGAUGGUGUGCGAAGAAGCAGUAGUAGUAUCACGGCGGGGCGGCGUUCGUCUGUUAUCCCGACGGGUCCAUCAGCGGCGAGACGGUCGUUCGGUGGUGGUGGUCUGGGUGCAGGAAACCCAUACGGCAAGUCACGCAUUGGAGGUAAUUUGAAUUCGGACCGGGAUCGUAAUGAGUUUGAGCAACUGAGACCGCGAAAGAUGCAUAAGAAGCAGUUUGGGUCGCGGCGGAAGAUGUUGUUCUGAGUGUGGUACUACUUUGUAAUGGUGUUGUUUGGACAGCUGUAGGAUCAUUCGUUCUGUACUGUGCUUACUGACUGGUAUCUUUGAUGACAAGAAACCCCUUCGUUCUUCACUUCGUUUUUCUUUAUUCUUGUUAUCAUUCAUUUGACUGUUUC